This is a messenger RNA of Cannabis sativa, 1242 nucleotides long. Its product is annotated as protein BUD31 homolog 2. The transcript has 4 exons. Gene Ontology annotation, cellular component: nucleus; spliceosomal complex. Gene Ontology annotation, biological process: mRNA splicing, via spliceosome. NCBI's taxonomy places the organism in Eukaryota, Viridiplantae, Streptophyta, Magnoliopsida, Rosales, Cannabaceae. The record is from RefSeq and is a predicted model, not a curated record. Bases 503 to 940 code for a protein of 145 amino acids.
AUAUUAAUAUUAGUGUUUUAACAAUUAAUAUUAAUUUUAAUGGUAUAACCCUAACACGGAAAGCCAAAUCAAAAAAAAGGAAAAAACAAAGAUUGAAAGAAUCGACCCAGAGAUUGAGAGCAGAUUUUUAUAGGAAAUCAAUUGUUACUCCUUCAAAGAUUGAAGGAAAGGCAUAGAGAAGGGCAGAGGAAGAGGACUCCACUUCACCCAUCGAUUUUCUUCAAAAGUCGAUACUUAAUUACUGCUUCAAAAAAACGAUUGAAGGGAAGGGCAUAAAGAGAGGGAGAGGAAGCAGAGCAAGAGGGCUGAUAUUAGCAUCGUCUAGUCAUAAUAAAACGCAUCAUAGCUUUUGUCUCCAUCACCAAUCCUCUCUCUGUGUUAUUCCAUCUCUCGACCGUUACCCUAUAAAGAUUAUCAACCGAGGAAGAAUUCCGUUCGAGUAUAGCUCCAACUUGCUUCUUUACCAUUGAAUAAACAAUUUCUUUACUCACAGUCACAGAAAAUGCCUAAAGUCAAAACAAACCGUGUCAAUUACCCAGAAGGGUGGGAAUUGAUUGAACCUACUCUCAGUGAGCUACAAGCCAAGAUGAGAGAAGCUGAGAAUGAUCCUCAUGACGGAAAGAGAAAAUGUGAGGCUUUGUGGCCUAUAUUCAAAAUAGCGCACCAGAAAAGCCGCUACAUUUAUGACCUUUACCAUCGGCGACAGGAGAUAUCUAAAGAAUUGUUUGAAUUCUGCCUUGACCAAGGUUUUGCUGACCGAAACCUCAUCGCGAAGUGGAAGAAGCCUGGUUAUGAACGCCUCUGCUGCUUAAGGUGCAUGCAGCCUCGAGAUCAUAACUUUGCGACUACGUGUGUUUGUCGAGUGCCGAAACACCUGAGAGAGGAGAAAGUGAUCGAAUGCGUGCAUUGUGGUUGUAAGGGAUGCGCCAGUGGAGAUUGAUUUGAUCAGCUUCUUCGGACUGUUUUAUAUAUGCCUCGAUUUCAAUAUCUCGCAAUAGGAAUGAAAAUUUCUAAAGGGUGAACUCCCCGAAAUAGAGAAGGGGAUUCAUUUGUGUAGAUUGUGGCUAAGAUAGUAGGCACUGGUGGAAGAAAUAUAAUUUUUAUUUUCUAAGCAAUCGACAUCUGAAAAAGCAUGUAGCAAAAGACACUUAGUAAAGUUUCAGGGAUCAGUUGGUUUAUGCAUAUAUUGAGAUAACAUAUUAAUAAUAAAUGCAAAAUCAGGUCUUGUAGAUGAACUGAAAA